AUGAGUCUGUUCCCCGACAAGGCAACGGCCAUUGGCUUCAGCACCAUAGAGGAGGUCAGAUCUUUCUACGGCCUGGCGGACGAGCCCUGGCGGGCAUGGCACGACAUCGUCGGCAACCCGGACAUCAGGAUCAUGGCAGCGCUGCCCGCAGGGGCCGUGGUGGAGAACUGCAUGCGGGUGGUCUUGCCGGGGAACCUGCCACUGUCUCCGACUCAGGCGGCCCAAAUUGGGCUGGUGUGGCGCCUCUGCAAAAGGAUCUCCUGGACAAAAGGCGGCGGGGACUAUGACAACUGGAAGGACGAGGAUCCGUGGACUUCCCCUCCUCCAGCUGCGCCUCCGUCUACAACGCCGGCUUUGCCACCGAAAGGCCUGAAGAUGUCCCAAGUCAUCGAUCAGUCGGACGAGAGCGAGUUCUUGGUGGAUUCCGUGGCCACGGCGGACAGAUGGUACCAGAGGUACGUGGCUACCAUGGGCGCUCCGCCACAGGAAGAAGAAGAAGCCAGCAUCGAGCAGCUCAGCGCCCUUAACAGGAGGGUGCACACUCUGGAUCAGGCGCCUUACGUGGACUUGGCAGUUUGGUUGCCGUAUGGGAGCAGGGCCUUGCGCACAGUCAAGUUCCGCGCGUGGAUUCCUGAUGGCCAAGGUGGAUACUUCGCACGCGAACUGCCCGGACCUGCCAAUUACCAGCAGUGGCUUGCCGCUUGGAGGGUGUUCCAAACAGCCUCGGUGAUGCUUGACGUUUUCCCUUUAGCCACGCUGCAGUUGUAUGAGAGACAUAUCGAGCGACUCGUGAAGCUCUACGGCUCAGCUUGGCAUCUCAUCGUGCUGGCAGACGAGAAGGCUAGGGGCGAGAAGCUGGCCAGGAUCCGCCUCAAGGUCACCUCCGACAUCGCGUUGGGCAAGCCGCCUCCGGACAGGUGGGAUGCGACCAGACCAUGGAUCGCCUGCCUUCACUUGCUGGUGGCGGACACGCAGUUUUGGGAUGACCAAGUGCGCUCUCCAGCCAACGCUUGGUUGGCACAAGGCAGCCGCGGCGCGCCACGCGGACCGACCGAGAACUUCGCGGCGGACAACAUCAACGGCGGCGUGCUGGCCAUCGAACCGCCUAUCGACUCGUCUGCUUCCCGGAGAUCGGCCAGAGACAGGCGCCAGAACAAGAAGAGGAAGUGGAAGGAGGAGAAGGAAGAGCUGGUCAAGCUUCGCGCGGCUGCGGUCAAGAACAAGGGCGACGGCAAAGGCAAGGACUCGAACCUCAAAAGCAAGGAUCAGUCCGGAUCCGAUUUAUGCUUCAGCUGGGACUCUGGGAAGGGAAGACGCCCUCCGCCAGCCAUAGCCACGCAGCGCAUGAAGAAGACGUUCCUGCACCUGUACAGCGGGGCGGAGGACGUCUUGGGGGCCACGAUCAAGGAGAAGGCCAGAGCCCACGGCAUCGAGGUCACCAUCGAGGAGUUUGACCGCGAACGGGGGCACGACCUCCUCGACCCUGAGCUUCUAGCCUCGCUCAGGGCCAAAGCCAAGGCCGGGACGUACGACGACGGCCACGCUGGAUCUCCAUGCUCUACGUUUUCUCGCUUGAGAUGGCGGCCGGCGCCUAACAUGCCGGGGCCCGUUCGAUCCCGGGAUCACCUCUAUGGCCUCCCCACCAACACCGCGGCGCAGCAGAGGGAGGCGGACCGCGGCACGCUUAUGGCGUGCACCUCCGUGGACAUCCUGGACUUGAUCUCCGAGGCGGGCGACUCCCUCAACAAGGCGUGCCCCACGACGCUCGAGAACCCGCCGGAGACGGACCAUUCUGAGGCGGCCUCCGCAUACCUGCUCCCAGAGGUGUCCAGGUUUUGCAGUGCCAAGGGCGCCGAAUACGCCGGAGCCGAAGUUCCUCAAGCCGCAACGCUUCAUGGGAAUGGCGAGCGGCGCGCCGGGACCACUUCAAAGUCAAACCUCGAAGACCGCCUGCGCCUCAAGAGCAUCCUCCACUACGAAACGUGCGUGGACACCGACCUCCUUAACAGCUGGCUUAGCAAAGCGGGGGACCCAGACAAGGCAGUUGUCGAGUGGCUGGAACAGGGCGCCCCACUGGGAGCCAACCUCGACUGCGGCGUCUUUCCAGAUCGGGAACGCGACACGGACGUGGACGAGGACCACCUCGAAGCGCAAGACUACGCCGAGCUUAAGAACUAUGCCUCCUUCCGUGACCAGCCGGAGGACGCCCAGGAGGAGAUUGCCAGGCUGGUGGACAAGGGCUUCUUGAAGAGGGUCACGCUCGAGCAGGCAGACGGGACGGUGAAAAGGAUCGUGCUUCCACGCCCGGCCGACAUCCACUCGAUGCUGACCGUCAUGAAGGCCCAGGAGACCGACCUCAAGGACUGCUACCGCCGCAAAGGCAUGCCCCAGGACGAAUGCGCGGCAGCAGACCUGGUGGACGCCUUCACCCACUUCUCCGUGGCGGAGCAAGAGCUGGCGCAGUGCGUUUUUUCUGGCUGUCGGCUUUGCUGGCGCGGCUUCUACAGGGAUGCUUCUGGACAGCCGAGGUCACUCUUGGAUGCUAUGUCGACGACCCGCUCUUCGCUUUGGUGGGCUCGCGCCACCGCCCUGGGCGCGGCCUUGACGUGGAUAGGCUUCGAGCUCAGGUGGGUCCAAGGCACGCUUUGCGUGCGGAUCCCCGACAAACUUCGCGACGAGCUGCUCCAAGCGCUCCGCUCGUGGUCUACCAAGGGCCUGGUGCCAGUGUCCGAGCUGAGGUCGAUCGCGGGCAAGGCCACUUGGGCAGCGGGGAUCUACCCACGCGCUCGCUUUGCCGUCUCCAUGCUGUACAAGGCCCUGAGCGACCGCCAGCAGGACGUGAAGUCAGGAGCAGAGAAGGCCAGGCGGGAAGCAAGGCGGGACGACAGGCCCAAAGACUACCUGCCGCCCUCGGUCAUGAUCAUCACCGACGCCUCACCUCAGGGCUUGGGCGGCCUGCUCCUGGUCAGAGCCACAACAAAGGAGCCAUGGACACCUGUCCAGGCCUUCGAGUACGCCAUUGGCGCCAACAACGCGGACCUCCUCGGCUUUACAUUGACCUGGAAGGACGUUGUAAAGGACAUCCGGCUGGGCUUGACAAUCAGAAGCGACUCGUCGGCGGCACUCGGCAUCACGGGCAAGCUAGUCGGCGACCUCACGACUCAGCACGUCCCCGGCAAGCUCAACAAGAUCGCCGACUGGCUCUCCAGACCGCAGACCCGAGCCGCGAACGAGAAACCCGCCGAGCCGGACAACGUCAAGGUCGUGCCUGUUUCUAGGCUCACAGCCUCAGAUUUCAAGAUCCUAGGUGCCCGGGUGUCACAUGACGCGACAACAGCGGUGUCGACUGCCUGGGCAGCCAUCCUGGGUGCACGAAAUUGGGCAUCUCCUUCUGGCGGCUUGCUGCGCGUGGACGGCGCUCACCUUCCCAUGGCUGGCGCCGCGACUCCUCUUCUUCGCGGCGAAGAUGGUCAUGAAAGCGCUGAUGGUGGCGGCGCGGGCAGCCUGGAGUGUGGCUCCUUGCAGUCACGACCCGGAGGGAGCACGUGGAAGCAGCAGAGGCCGCAGCCCGGCGGCAAGGGCGAACCGCCCAAGUCGGGGUCCGGCAUCGCCCUCUGGAAGCACGAGGGCAAGCACGACCACCACGGAACCAGCAGGCGACCGACCACCUCUUCAAGGCCGCGGCCCACGCUUUCGGCAAAGCGUCCGGCGCCGACCAGAUCGACAAGAUCACGCUCGAGAACCCCCGGCAGACGCGGCGGAGCACCUCGGGACCAACAGGCAGCCGGGCGUCGCAGCUCCACCGCCGGGUUUGGUGAGAAGCUCCCCUACGGCAACGCCGAGAAGGACCUAUGUGGACAACCUGGUUCCAGCGCCACCCGGGCCGGAAUCGGCAGCAACGGGCUCCAGGACCUCGCGGCCUCCUUUGGAUGGACUUCCCCGACAUUCCGCGGCUUCCACCUUGGGGACCAGCACACCCACAGGAUCGACAAGGCCAUAGACAAGCUCCUCGGCAAGGCUACUCCGACAUUCUGGCGGGCUCCGGCGACUGGCGGGACAACCUUGGGACCGUCUUGCACGCCUUCUGCUUCCUCGACUACAUCAACGGAGACACCGGAGGACGACCCGCUGGCUCCAAAACCGGCAGGCAGGGCCAAGUUAGCCUUGGCCCUUCGAGUGGCUUCGUCAGCGUUUGACUUGGAGCAGGCCGUCAAGGUUCUCAAGCAAGGCUUCUUCGCGGAGACCAACCAAGCACCCAGGGCGGCAAGAGAACAAGAAGCGGAGCGCCUGCUGCAAGCUGUGGUGAAGUGCGCCGCUUCCCUCAAAGCAGCCGGCUACAAGUCUGCCAGUACCUACCUGAGCGUGUUGAAACUUCUGCGUGUGGAGAAGGACUUCCAGGACCGGCGGCGAAAGCACCGGAAGUGCAACUCGAUUCCUUCAGCCGUGCAGGCAAGCAGGCCAACCUUCGCCCGGAGAAAGUGGCGUUCCCCCUACGCCCUGGCGCUCAACUUCAUGCUCCGGCGCCUCGAGCUGGAGAUGCUGAAGGCGAAGGACGUCCAGGUGGCCCCGGACAAGUCCACGGUCACGAUUUUCAUCAGAGGGUCGAAAAUGGACCAAGAAGGCCGUGGCGUAUCUAGGACCUUGGGCUGCACUUGCAAGACUUCGAAGGCUUCCUGCCCCGUGGAGCUGGCGAGCGACCUCCUGAAGUCCACCUACGAUACCUGGCCUGCGGCUCGGGACGAUCCGGAAGCCUGGCUGGUUCGCACGACAGAAGGCGAGCGCGCCACGAAAGCCACAGUGGUUUCAUCCUGGGGGAUGGCAGCUGGCACGGCCAUUCAGGGUCACUCGGCAAGGAGAUCGGGAGCGCUGUACUACACGAGGGCGGGUGCCCCGGUUCCGGAGAUCACCUACCUGGGCAGGUGGCGCAGCGACUUGGUCUUCGAAUACGCGGAAGAAGCUUGGGCUUCCAGACCCUGCAACAUGGAGCUUAGCAAAGAAAAGAAACCGGUGGCGACAAAGGCGAGACCGAGCCAAAUGGCCACCGAACCACCCGCACCGGUUCCCGCCAUCGAGGACCUGGCGAUGACCAAGCCUAAGUAUGUGCGCAGCUAUGGAAGGAGCACCGUGGCACAUCUCCUUCAAGACUCAGGAGACGCCACCUCGGCUUCGUGGCGGACCAAGUGCGGCUGGCAUUUUGCCAGAGGCUCUACGCACUUCAAGUUGUUGGCCAACCUCACCGCAGACCUCAGGCGUUGCAGGAAGUGCCGAUCCGAGCCCAUCGAGAGCACGCGGCAAGCCAGCGGGUACAAGUCUGCCAUUUGGUAUCACAACGAGGAGCAGAGGAAGCUAGCAGAGAGCAAGAUGGAGGAGAUCGGAGCAGGUCCUGUCGUCGAUGUUGACGAGGCCAAGCCCUGGUAUGAUGCCGAGGAUUACCACCAGAAGUACUACAGCAAAGCGAACUGUGCUGUGAUGUAG
Symbiodinium pilosum is the source of this 5475-nucleotide messenger RNA. Lineage: Eukaryota; Dinophyceae; Suessiales; Symbiodiniaceae. The record is from the annotation of a GenBank genome assembly.